AUGAGUUCGGAAUUACUAAUGGCUGAUUCUAAAGCAGGAGCGAGAACCACGGAAGGGCUCUUCAAAGCUGAAACCAUCGUCCUACCGAGGGACAAAACCAAUAGAUUCGUUUAUUUCUUUAAACAGAACAUUGCAAGUUUCUAUUUUAGUUUGUUUUUGAUUAUCGUGACGGUCACUUCUGGCUAUAUGGGAUUCCGUACUGACGACGAUGUGGUUACUUUCUUUGGCUUUUUUUUCAUGAUUCUUGGACUCGCUUCAUUUUUGGUCUUUUUGAUCGUUCUUCAUGGAAAUACCUCAGCAAAAUGCAAGUUAAAUGCCCUUAGCGAUGAAUGCAAAAUUAAGUUAUUGGUGGAAGUUAUUACUCGUAAGCCUAAUGUGGACAUGGAAACAUGGGAUCCCAUUGCAUGUAGCAUGAAUCAAUAUGCAUAUGAUCGUGGUACAUAUCCUGAUAAAUCAUUAUUUUACGAUGGUAACAUUUGUUAUCGAGUUUUUAGAGAAUUAGCGAUCGUACCGUAUUGCGAAAACCCCAACGGAAAUUGUGCAAAUACUGAUCUGGGAGUGGAGAAUAAUCAAAGAACUAAAUAUGCGAAUAAACUUGGUAAUGACAAGUUACCUUUUGAGUUAAAGACCUAUAUUUUGAAAGCCUUAGCGGUUUUCAGAGAAUCUGUUGACAAGUACUGGGCAGAUAAGUUUCCAGAAGUCACGGUUUGA
Saccharomyces kudriavzevii IFO 1802 is the source of this 711-nucleotide messenger RNA. RefSeq lists its product as uncharacterized. Bases 1 to 711 code for a protein of 236 amino acids. The transcript has a single exon. The record is from RefSeq and is a predicted model, not a curated record. Lineage: Eukaryota; Fungi; Ascomycota; Saccharomycetes; Saccharomycetales; Saccharomycetaceae.